This is a messenger RNA of Doryrhamphus excisus (bluestripe pipefish), 1556 nucleotides long. It is a transcript of the gene hmgcl, whose product is annotated as 3-hydroxy-3-methylglutaryl-CoA lyase. The record is from RefSeq and is a predicted model, not a curated record. Gene Ontology annotation, biological process: ketone body biosynthetic process; L-leucine catabolic process. Gene Ontology annotation, molecular function: hydroxymethylglutaryl-CoA lyase activity. NCBI's taxonomy places the organism in Eukaryota, Metazoa, Chordata, Actinopteri, Syngnathiformes, Syngnathidae.
CGUUGAUCGGAACCGGAGACGAAGAGGUAGUGACGUCAGACACGACCCUGAGCCAACAUGGCGGCCGUGUUACGAUUUGUCAACAAAAAUGCUUUUGGCUCGGCAGCAAUGGGACAGCAAUACUUGUCAUUGAGCUGUGCAGCAAAGGCUGGUGCCAGAGCAGGUCAGACGCUCCCGCAGAAAGUGAAAAUUGUGGAGGUUGGACCCAGAGAUGGUCUUCAGAAUGAAAAGACUAUCGUCCCAACAGAGACAAAAAUCCAUUUGAUAGAUUUGUUGUCAGAGUCUGGGCUGUCAGUUGUAGAAGCCACCAGCUUUGUAUCACCCAAGUGGGUUCCACAGAUGGCAGACCAGGUGGAGGUAAUGAAGGGGAUUUGUAGGAAACCUGGCGUGUCUUACCCCGUCCUCACCCCCAACCUCAAGGGUUUCCAGGCUGCUGUGAAGGCAGGAGCCUCGGAGGUCGCCAUAUUUGGUGCUGCAUCGGAGCUGUUCAGUAAAAAGAACAUCAACUGCUCAGUGGAUGAGAGUUUGCAGCGCUUUGGUGAAGUCAUGGAAGCUGCUAAAGAGGCAGGAGUGCCAGUAAGAGGCUACGUGUCCUGCGUUCUUGGCUGCCCGUAUGAAGGCAAGGUCGCACCAGCCAAAGUUGCACAUGUGGCCAAGUGUUUGUACUCCAUGGGCUGCUAUGAGAUUUCCCUCGGCGACACGAUCGGUGUUGGCAAUCCAGGUAGCAUGCAGGAAAUGCUGGAGGCGGUGAGCCGAGAAGUGCCAGUUGAUGCCCUGGCGGUGCACUGCCAUGACACGUACGGCCAGGCCCUGGCUAAUAUCCUUAUAGCCUUGCAGAUGGGAGUCAGUGUGGUGGACUCUUCAAUAGCUGGACUGGGAGGUUGCCCGUAUGCACAAGGAGCUUCGGGGAAUGUUGCAACUGAGGAUGUUGUCUACAUGCUUCAUGGACUUGGAAUUCAAACUGGAGUGGACCUCUCCAAAUUAAUGGAUGCAGGAACUUUCAUCUGUCGAAGCCUCAACAGGAAGACCGGUUCUAAAGUGGCACAGGCCACCUGCAAACUGUAGGAAAGAACCGAACCAAACCGUGAGGCACCUAAUGAGCACAGUCCAACCAGAAACCAUCAGAUGUUCUUUUCUUCCUGGUCACACACAUCGGUUACUACUUCCAAGUUGCCAGUGUACUGUAUGAUGGUGUAGAUGGAACAGUGCCUUAAAGAGAGUACAGGCUUUCUUCUGUGGUCGUCUUGCUACUAACGUGACUUUAUAGGCACGCCAGCUAAAUGUGAAAAGACACAAGUGUUGUUUGAUGAUCCUUUUGUGUGCAGUAAUUACGAUAUUUUCUGUUAGUUCAGCUGGCUAGUUAGUUUUAAAGCGCUCUGUAUAUUUCUUUUUUUAAACGCCAUCCAUAUACUGUAUAUAAUGUUGUACAUAAUUGAAAUAAAGACUUUAAUAAGGGUGUCACAAGACAAGACCAGAUGGUGCAUGUGAUUAGGUCCACAAGAAUGAGACAAGAAGAGAUUUUAAGAUUAAUUUUAGGAAAAUUACGACAAAAUAUG